Onychostoma macrolepis is the source of this 4010-nucleotide messenger RNA. It is a transcript of the gene marchf4a, whose product is annotated as membrane-associated ring finger (C3HC4) 4a. The coding region runs from base 1650 to 2921 and encodes 423 amino acids. Gene Ontology annotation, molecular function: zinc ion binding; ubiquitin-protein transferase activity. Lineage: Eukaryota; Metazoa; Chordata; Actinopteri; Cypriniformes; Cyprinidae. The record is from RefSeq and is a predicted model, not a curated record. The transcript has 4 exons. Gene Ontology annotation, biological process: protein ubiquitination.
UAUCUUCUGCGGUGGAGUUCAUCGGGUUUAUCGUCUCAGAGGGGGCGACGAGAGGAACGCUGGUAACACUGACCUAGAAACACAUGUGCUUGUGAGCAGGUCUCACAUGAUGAGAGCUGAAACCAAAUCCGUCUGUGGCUCGGGUGCAUGAGAAAUGCAGACUACAAGAACGAUCUCCUCAGGUUCGAAUUAGAAAACUUCGCGUUUCAAAAGCUGAAUUUGAAUCCCACUGGAUUCCCGGGCGGAUGAAACUGAGCUCUUUAUUUAUUACGUAGCGCAAAUUGUAAGGACGUGAUUUGCUUGCAUCACACUUUCGGAGGGAGACGGGCCCGAGCCUGGGAGCUGUCCCAGGCAACAUGGUGCUGAAGCUCGUGUUAGAUAGAUCAGCACAACGCCUAUCGUCGCAUUAACCGCAACGCUUUGGACGCAACGCUUUACCACGCAGGAGCCACUUCAGUGAUUUCCCAGCAAUUUCAUUCAAAGAAAAGGCGCUGGAUGUGACAAAACGACGGACUGUGGAUGGCAAAAAUAUUUCCUCAUCGUCGAAAGCGAAUCUGUUUCUUCUCUGGACUGAUUUUCGAAAGACAUGUCUGACAUUACACGGGACAGUGAGCUAAACUGCCUUGGGGUUUCUGCAACAAGGGCUGGGUGUUUAAGGAGAUAGGCUGCCUGCACUAACAAGACGUUGGCACCUUAUAUCUUUCAGAGGGGGACUUGUGCGGGAUGCAUUUGUAAGCGGUCGGACCUGAAACAUGAGAUGAACGCCAAGGACAAUUGCUGGAUAAUUGGCAAGAUUGUGGCUGGAUUUGGUUUCACGCAACACACUUUGCGUUCACAUUAACACCAUUACACGGUAGUCGCUUUUGAAUCAUGGCUAAUAAGCGAGGACGGUGUGAACUGGAGAAUAGAAAUUGUGUACUGUUUGCGUGUGUAUCGUAGACUUCAAAUUGUUUAAUUAUUAGACAAACCAAGGCUGCCAUUUGUUUGGCUCUGCCGACGAAUAGCCUGCAUUUCUGUUUUCCUGCUUUUGAUGAAUAGAUGCCACUGGCGAGAGUGCCUCAGGGUAGGAGCUCCUUUGUCAGAAGCUGUUCGCGGGAAUCCCAGAUAUUUUUCAUUCACAUUGGGUUAUUUGUCCGCAAAUCUUCGAUUUGAGUAUUUGUAAGCACAAGUCCAGUUGUUGUGAACGCCCUCAGUAGUUAAUGUCCCUGUAAACUGGUUUGUCAGGUAACCUAAUGUGCUUCACGUGGUAACAUCUGAAUGAACUAGUUUUCUUGAGGUACCCAAGAUGACUGAAUCAACGUUACGAACAGGGUUACUAAAGGGUUUUUGACACUUUUGACAGCUGCUAUUACAUGUGUGUACAACCGUCAGCUUCUCAAUGGAAACACUAUCGCGGUGAUGUAGCUCUCAGAAUAAUAACUGUUGAAAGUAAACACCUUCUUCAUGUCCAAACGGUCAGUUUGGGUGAGGUGAGCAGAAAGCGGCGUUGCUCACGAGACUGAAGACAGGUGUUGUUUCCUCGUUUCCUCGUUGGAAACCAAACAGUAAGUUAUGUUAUGUGACCUGCUGGAGUCCAGUAACAGAUAGCCUUAGCAUUAUAGGCCGUUUAAAAACAUAGACCGCCUUUCCAUUAUUCAUAAGACGGGCACAUGUUGUUGGCUAUCGGUGUCAUUGUAUGGUGUUGGGGAUUGUUGAGUCGCAGACCGAUGCUGCGCCGCCAGGGCAAGCAGAAAGGCCGCUGUUGCGUCUUGUUCAGUGACCUGAAGGUUUUCCUUCUCAGGCCACCGGCACCGUUGGCAUCUCCACCUGCCUUCACACCCAUGAACGAACUAAACGCGGAGGGCAAUGCGACGAGCAGCGCCACGGAUAGCAACUCUUUAGCCAACGGACAUUACCAGCCGGUAGCAGGUGAGGCUGCGGACACACGAGGGAGCGAAGACUGGACUCACAGCGGGGUGGAUUCGCCGAGGACGCUGGACUGCUGCAGCUCAUCCGAGGAUUGCUCUAAGGAGAAGCUGGACGAGAGGUUAUCUCUGAACAGCUGCACGGACAGUGGAGUCAGGACUCCUUUGUGCCGGAUCUGUUUUCAGGGCCCAGAGCAGGGAGAGCUGCUGAGCCCGUGUCGCUGUAGUGGUUCUGUUCGCUGCACUCAUGAGCCCUGUCUUAUUAAGUGGAUUAGUGAGAGAGGAUCCUGGAGCUGUGAACUCUGCUACUACAAAUACCAGGUCAUCGCCAUCAGCACCAAGAACCCGCUACAGUGGCAGGCCAUCUCUCUGACGGUGAUAGAGAAAGUACAGAUAGCUGCAGCUGUUCUGGGUUCCCUGUUCCUGAUAGCCAGUAUCUCCUGGCUGGUCUGGUCCUCCCUCAGCCCAUCGGCCAAGUGGCAACGGCAGGACCUGCUCUUCCAGAUCUGUUACGCCAUGUACGGCUUCAUGGACCUGGUGUGCAUCGCUCUGAUUGUCCAUGAAGGUCCCUCCGUAUUUCGCAUCUUUAACCGCUGGCAGGCUGUCAAUCAGCAGUGGAAAGUCUUAAACUACGACAAGGUCAAAGACAACGAGGAGCAUCAGAAGACCGGUGCCGCAUUCCGGACCUUCUCUCUGCCGCUGACGCACCGGAUGGGGCCGACCGGCACGGAAGGUGAAGCCUCCACCUCCACAUCCUCCCUCAUGGCUGCAGCUGCAGCGGCUGCGGCGGGCACCGCAACCCCCACCACAAACUCCAUCCCGUUGGCAGCAGGAGCCACGACAGAGCCGCAGGACUCGUCUGAGCCCAGCAAUGGGCAGCCCUCGCUGCCAGACCACCACUGUGCUUACAACAUCCUUCAUCUCCUCAGCCACCAUCUGAGGCCCCAGGAGCCACGCGGACAGACCAGCAACAGCAACAGCAACCGCGAACUGGUCAUGAGAGUCACUACAGUGUGAGGCCUUCCAUGAGGCGUAGUUUACCGUUGAAUCUCUGCAUGCAACGUAUUUACAAGAACGGAUUCACUGAGGAGAAUUAAACAGUGUUACCUGAAGACCCAGUGCAGUGCUGUUCGGGUUUAAGGCGUUUGUUUUUCUAUUUUUUACAGUAUUGAAUAAAACAAGGAAGCAGUUUCUCUCACAGUGGCUACAAGAAAGGUCAUGGCCAUAAAGUUUCAAAUGUGAGUAACUGAGAAUGGUCAAAGGUCAGUGGGGUGGGGUCUCUGAGUGUGUGUGCGUGUGUAAUGAGUUUAUCAUCAGCUCAAGGCCACAGUCAGAGCUGUGACCGUUCUGAAGCACAACCAUAACAAUGCAAUCCAGUUUCUACACCGACAGCCACUGCUGAACUCAAACAGCUCAGAGUGAAGAACAAACGUGUUUGUAUGGAAAACACGCAACGUCACACUAAUUUUACGAUUACUACAUGUUGUAUUUUCAGAUAAAAUCCUAUUAUUAAUGUUACUUGCGAGAAUAAGCAAGUCUAAAUAUGUUUCCUAACAAACCAAAUGUGGUAUUGAAGCAGCAAACUAUUGUGUUUACACUCACAGGCAGUACGUUUUUUAGCGAAAUCAAUCCUCUCUGGUUUUGGCAGUCUUGUACAUCAAUAACAGGAAACCACGUUACAGUGGAGACAACUUGCAGCAAUCAAACAUUUUCCAAACUACAAAAAAGUGGCCCAAUUUGAGGCAAAUUCUUGGUCAACUGACUUAUUUUGUUUACAUUUGUUAAAUUUGUGAGAGAAAAAGGUUGCUACAUUAAAAAAAAAAAAAAAAUUCAAACUUGUUUAACUGUUGUAUGCGUCCGUUUCUCUUCUGGAAAUAGCUGCUGCCACACAGCAUUCAAUCAAUUCAUUCAUUUCAGUAAUGCAUUUCAUGUGUUUCCUUCCCAAGCCUAGGGCUUCAAGCAAUCAAGAGCACUUGGAAUGUUUACAUUAAUCCCAUUUUUAUUAUAACACAAUUUUUUUUCUCAAAACAAGUACAGACAGAAAGUGGAUCUAAGUGUCUCAGUGCUAAAAAACAGGAAACAGCACAAGUGCCUCCUCCAAGCCUG